Molecule: messenger RNA, 4435 nt
Organism: Porites lobata
Lineage: Eukaryota; Metazoa; Cnidaria; Anthozoa; Scleractinia; Poritidae
Source: the annotation of a GenBank genome assembly
AUGUUGUCGAAGUGGAGAACUUUGCCAAAAUCUUUCUCCUUUUUUCGUGCUGUUGGAAAGGUAAGAGCACAAAUAAAUGUAUGAGGAAUUAGUGAAAUUCAUUCUGUCUGAUUUCUACAAAGAAUAAAAUCUUAGCUCACUGGCACACGAAUUUCAGACCGUUCAACAGCCAAGCGCAGCCAACUCAAGAUGUUUUCAUCCUGCAAUUCCUGUGAUGUCUGACAAACUGUUUGUGGUGAGUCAACUUUUAAGGGUUUGUGGCAUCCAUUUGCUUAUGAAAACUAAAAAUGGCCAAUUCCCGCUGUUGAGAGUUUUCGCAUGAUUUGUUGAGGGUAUGUUGUUGUUGCAUAAUAAUCUUCAAUACUAGCAGUAACCAAAAGUUUAAAUAGGAAGUCCGGUGGAACAUGUACGUUUAGUUAAAGGUGCGAUUGAUGUUGAGAAUCCCUUUCAAAACUGUGUACGUGAAUCAGAGAAAGCCGUUUUAGUUCCAGUGUCAACAUAAGGAAUCACGGCGGAUCAUGAACGUGGAAACUGAAUUAAACAACUCAUACAGUAUACAUGACUUGCUGUUGUGACAUAGGAGACCUGGAGAUUCGGCUUAUAUCCACAUAAUUUUCCAUAAUUAUUUUUUUGUCUCUAGCACCGGGAUACCCCAGAGAAUAAUGCAGACACUCCAUUUGAACUUACCCAAGAAAAUCUUGAAGUCAGUAAACAAUGGUUAUACAGUAUUUCCUUUAAGAUGUAUAAUAUACAGAAGAACCUCAUUAAACUCGAACUCGGAUGGCUCGAAUUGCCUGCUAAUUCGAACUAAAUUUCCUUUCCCUUGAUCAAAAUUUCACUGAAAUUUAGCCCGACAACUUGAAUUCCUCACUAACUUGGACUGUUUUUCGUUUCCCUUCAGAGUUGGAGUUACUGAGGUUCUACAGUACCUGUAUAAUUUAUUGAAGUUUAAUUUGAAGUUUUUUAACCCAGGUUGAUUCUCAAUUUCCUUUGUCUCCUAGCCCUGAUUAUUCAUGAACGAGGGCUAGGAGAAAAAGGAAAUUGCAAGUAAAACCACGUGUAGGUUAAAAACUUUUAACCUGAAUUUAAUUUUGUAUACAUGAAUACAGUAAAAGGUCUCAUUAACAUACAGUGUAUUUUGUCAGAAAACAGUAAAACUGUUAACCACUUCUGCAUUAAGUGUCUCUUAUGUUGUUUUAUACUACCUACUUUGUGCAGUAUUAAUCAUGACAAAAAAUGUACUGUAGUACUAGAUCUUGCUGGUAAUUUGAUUCCUUCCUUUGUUAUGUCUACUUAUUGGAGCUUGUUAAAAAGCAAAAGAAAAGUCAAAGUUGGUUUUAAUGAAAGUGUUUGCAUACACAGAAGUGGCUUCGUUUGGAAAUGUAUCUACAGUAGAUGAGGGAGAGUGUGUGGGGGAGCUGUUAAUGGGGUUUUGUCAAGGUGGCCGUGAUGUAAGCAGAGCUUUUUGCUGUGUUCAUGCAGAUUUACAAGGCACAUGAACAGAUCUAAGUGGUUCGUCAAAAUAUGAACUAUUCUGUUGUUAUUGUUGUUAUAAUUUUCCAUUUUUUUUUGUUUUCAGAGAGCUAAAGUGAUAAUGGAUAACUACCCCAUAGGACACAAGGCAGCAGCUGUUAUUCCACUGCUAGAUCUGGCACAAAGACAGCAUGGUAUGAUACAGUAAACCCCUUUUAUCCCAUGCGAAUCCUACAUGUGCUGUACAUGUACCACUACUACACUGUACUAUUUCAAAGUCGCCUUUUGGCAAUCUAAAAUUAUUAAUAUCAGUCGUCAAAAAAAGGGACACUUUGUGCAACACUACAUGAACGUUUAAAAGAGUCAAAAUGGCUGCUCAACCAUGUCAAAUAUUUCCACGCUUUAGUUGCUCUACAGUUAUUGUCAAUGUGAAUACAUUUUUCUCCUCCAACCCAAAUGUUUUCAAAGAUGCUUCCUCUCGCACCCAUUAUUAUGGACUAUCACUACUACAGACACUAACUCACAGUCCUGAGGCUGUAUGCAAUAACUGAAGUUGACUGCAUUACGUUAAAUCAUUUGAUAGGGUGGUUGCCAAUAUCAGCCAUGAAUUAUGUUGCUGAUAUGCUGGAAAUGCCCAGAAUGAGAGUGUAUGAAGUGACAACUUUUUACACCAUGUUUAACAGGUUAGUUGUGUUGAAUACAAGCCUUUUGAACAAAAAAGUGCUGUAUGUUAUUUUUCUUGUGAGUAUUCCCAUAUUAUUAUGGCUCUGUCAUUUAAGAGGGUGUAAAUAAUAUUAGUAAAAUCCAACUAGUGGUCAUCAAUACUGUGUUCUGAUUGGUUGAGCUACUACUAGGCUAUAAUGUUAUAGCCCAUUAGCAGUGAAAAGUGCUGGCUUUGAAAACCGAAACAAUGGCACCUGAAUCACGUUUAGCUAGCUAAAGUUGUUUUGUCUCAAUAUUUUUUGACUAAAACAAUAUUAUUUCACUUGUGCUGCUUUCAGGGAACCUAUUGGAAAAUACCAUAUUCAAGUCUGCACAACAACUCCCUGCCAGCUGAGAGAUUCUGACAUGGUGGUGGAUGUAAUAAGAAAGAAACUAGGUAAUUAUGGCAAAUACUUCCAAUCUGCAUUUCAGUUAUUGAGUGGGGGGGAAGGCAAACUUAUUUUCGUGAAGUGGUGGUUGACCAUUUGUGGUGUCUGUGAUUUAUUGUGAUUGAUGUGCACUCAGUGAAAGAUGAACUGUCAAAAUCCUCUAUACUGUACAUGUACAUUGAAGAUGAGUUGAAGAAAGUAAAUCAUUAAUUUGGCCAAACAAUCUUAACUAGCAUCUGGCGGCUUUAUUUUACAUCACUUUUGAGUCUUUAAAUGUAUUUUCACACUUCAGUGCGCUUAGACUCACCUACUACUGUCCCUGGGGAACUUAUAGCCGCACAGAGAUCACCUAAACAUAUAGCAGAGAUCAAAUACACCAUUUGUUUUGUGACUCAUGAAACACACAAAAUUGUUGGUUGUGAACUCGUGAUGAGCCCUCUUUUCUCAUAAUAAUGAGAAAUUUUUUGGGAUAACUACAUUGUAACUAUGUAUCAUUUAUCUUAAGGUAUCAAGAUGGGUGAGACAACUAAAGAUGGAAUGUUUACUCUGACUUCUGUGGAAUGCUUAGGAGCCUGCGUUAAUGCACCAAUGAUGCAGAUCAAUGAUAACUACUUUGUAAGUAUCAUUAAGUGUCUUGCAAAUAAUUCUCUCUACCUAAGUUUCAUAACUCUCAAUGUAGUCAAGGAGCCACAGUUGUACAUGUACAUUGUGUAUGAUCUAGACAUGAAUCAGAUUCAGCCACUAAUAAUGUGUCACCUACACUGUAGUUGAGUCAAAAUUAAUAAUAAUAUAACAAUAGUAUAAUACAGCUGUAGAUAACCACUUUCAAAAGCUGUGAGGGAAUUGAAAUAGAUGGCACCAACAAAUUAAAACAGUUUUUAAAAGUUAAUCCUCAACUUUUUGAAAUGAAUUUUUGGAUUUUAAUUCUCAGAAAGCAUGUAAUUUGUUUUUCUGUAAAGAAGCAAAUAUUUUGUAUCUGCAAAUGUUUUAAUAGCCAGUUACUGGCAAGGUCUAAACAAAAUGGACUAAAUUGCCAUAGCACAACUCUGUAAUGUAAUAUUUUGAUUUAUUGUUAAUGUUGUUUCAUAGGAGGAUCUCAGUGAGAAGGACACAGAGGAGAUUCUUGAUGACCUUGUUGCUGGAAGAACUCCAAAAGCAGGACCCAGGUAAAAUAAUAUGACAGUUGAACCUUUUGUAAGCAACCACCCAAAAUGCAAAGGUCGCUUACAGGAGGAAGUUGCUUACUACAAUCAAACCACUGGCAAACAGACUCUUCCACAAGGAGGUCUGAACUCAUUUCCCUUUUUAAAGAGAAUUAAUUGCAUGUGCUUUCUACAUGGGAGAGGCAAGAAAAGAUAUUUCCUGCCCCUCCCAUCCAUGGUAAAAGCCCCUAGGGAUGAGGUUGAGCGGCACCGUGUCUUACCCCCUAGUAUAUGGUAUAAAUGAGCACCCAAGUCAAUUUUAUAGGAAAGCACCCCUCGGGACGGUAUGUCCAAGGUAAUAACUGUAUUCUAGCAAAAUUAAUAAUUAGUGCAAGAACUACUUGGAUAAACAGAGGCAAGGGGAAACAGGAUCUUGGUGUACUGUAGAUCAGUGUCAGCAAUAUAGAAUAACAAUAACAUAAAAUUGAAGGCAAGGCUGAUUGGACGUGUAUUUGCCCAAUACUUUGGUUAGGCAGAACUAGCCUUCAUCAUUCAUUAUUGUAUUCAUUCUUUCUUUGGCUGUGACUGUCUCUUUUAGGAGUGGUCGUUUCUGCUGUGAACCUGCUGGUGGUCUGACGUCCCUGACCGAGCCACCGAAAGGCCCAGGCUUUGGAGUGCGAUCAGACUUGUGAACUUUUUAUUGUCUAACGAUUGAUAAAACCUUGUACA